Passer domesticus (house sparrow) is the source of this 8183-nucleotide messenger RNA. Its product is annotated as melanopsin-like. The transcript has 12 exons. Gene Ontology annotation, biological process: phototransduction; G protein-coupled receptor signaling pathway; visual perception. The record is from RefSeq and is a predicted model, not a curated record. NCBI's taxonomy places the organism in Eukaryota, Metazoa, Chordata, Aves, Passeriformes, Passeridae. Bases 3410 to 5029 code for a protein of 539 amino acids. Gene Ontology annotation, cellular component: plasma membrane. Gene Ontology annotation, molecular function: G protein-coupled photoreceptor activity.
AAAAUUUGUGUAGCGGAAAAUGUUGUGAAGACCUUGUUCAUGUUACCUGUCUGGAUUAUACAAGUGCACUAAUACUGGAACAGAAAUGUUCUCAGGAAACAUGCCUUUGGUGCCUUGGCUUAAAAUUUUCAAGUCUUGAAAUUAAAGUCCAUUGCCUCAAGGUUUGAUUUUAGUGGCAUGGAUUCAGGAAAGGAAACCAAGUGCUAGUGAUUUGGCAGGUCUUUCCCACAAAGUAAGGCUGGGCUGUGCAGGCAUGCUCCAUAAAAACACUUAUAGAACAUUGGGUAAUCCCUCAUGUUUCCCAAUCCCUGCCCAAGCCAUGGAGAGAGCACACGAGCUGGAACACAAGUCUGUUUUUCAGCUGGGCAGAUAUUUGGGGUUGGAUUUUUUUUCUUUUGUGCUCUGACAAACAAAUAUGUCUUUUAUCACUGAUUUCAGUAGUGUAGCUGAAGAUGUACAUAGAAAGCAAUGUCUCUGUGCUUUCCAGAAAAGGCUCUACAUUUUAAAGUUCUUUUAGUCAGUCUCUAGAGAGAAGAAAAUAUGCUCUUUGAGAGCUUUGUAACUAGCAGACAGAUAUUUAAAAUUAAAUUAAGUCUCAUUGUUUCCUACUGAUUGCUAUGUUAUCAUUUUAAUAUAACAUAAUAUCAUCAAUUUAGAAAACAUCUGCAUUAUUAAUAUCUAUUGCUUUUACUGACUCAUUAGGCUGGAUAUGCAAAAAUCUGACUAUACCUGCUUUAAGUAUCUAUCUGAUUUAUUCUUGUAUUGAGAACUUGAUGAAGUUUUGAUGGUUUUGGAGUUUUUGGGAGGGGGGGGUCAAGGUUUAUUUCUGCUAUCCCCAGCCAUGCCUCAUUAGAUUGCUUACAAGAAGCUGAAGCACAGAUAUUAAGGGUCUGAAAGCAUCUCAUCAAAGCAGAGGCUAAACAUGAGAUCUUAAGGAUAUAAAUGAGUCCUGAAAUCCAGUGCUUUUUUGUAACUGGCCAAAAGCCCAGAAGCAAAUUGCUGGAAUGGAAUCAACUAGAUACGUUCUUUAUUGUAGGAAAAAAUUCUCAAGGUUUUCCCAAACAUUUAUGAUGACAGUCUGUGUGAACACGUGCCUGGUCUGGGCAGAUGCCUGACUUUGCUCCUUGCCCUGUUAUACACAGGCAGUUUCUGUUCUUCUUUGUGACUUUUGGAUGGACUGCAUGGAAGUCACAUGCAUUGAAGUCCACUUGCUAAACCAAUUUUCAUUUUGAUGAAAUGCAUGCUGUAAAUGUGUUUGAGUGCUCCUGGUUUUGGCAUGUGAACUGACUUGAACAAGUGUGGAAGAGGAGUGUCACCCAGAGGCUGAUAAGGAAAGCAACUUCUCCACAUGUGGAUGAUCACAGUUUGAUUUGACUUUCUGAGAACCAAAUUAAUCUGACAUUACUGUGUGGUAUUGGAACAAAGUACUGUCAUCUAGAACAAUCAAAGUUGUUGUCUUGAUUUUGUUUGAGGUUUUUUUAAAAGCCCAAAGAUAUUAACAAUAUUUUCUAAAAAUCUUCAUUUUAAAUACGUCAUUUUUUGUAAAAUAUCUGAGGAUCACUAGUUUUAUUAUAGACUUUGCACAGCAAUGACUUUCUGUUUGCUGCUUCAGGAGUUCCUAUGUACAAGAUAUUUCAUUAAGCCCCAACUUUUGUUGUAAUUUCAAACCAGAUGGUGCUUCAUACUGAAAUUACCUGGAUUAUAUGGACUAUCAGUGAAAUGAUAAGGAACUUGGCAAGUACUAUCUGCUAGCUAGCACGCUCAGAUUUCUCCAAUCUCAGCUAACAUACAUAACAUUGUUUAGUAUUUUUCUUUAAAAUUUUCAGGUGUGACAGCAUAGACAAGAUUUUGAACAGCAAAUCAAACUUCUGUGUUGUGAAUCAGCAGUUCAACAUAGGGAGGCUGCUAUGUUGUUAAUUUAUUCCCUUGUUAGUGCACAUUAAUCCUCCAUGUAAGCAAGCCCUUCCUUAAGCUCAUUUCAGUGUAAAUCAUUUCCACAAGAUGAGCUUGCACCCGUGAGCAAAACCAGAGGGUGAACAAAGCUUUGGAUAAUCUUACAUCCACCUAAUGCAAAUCAUACAACCAUUUCAGUCAAUUUUCUACCUCUACCCAUUGAGGGGGGACCUGCUCUUGUCCUCUUUUUUUAACAACAAUUUUUUUUCUUCUGUGUAUAAUUAAUCUUGUCUCCUUUAUUCAUCUUAGCAUCUGAAAAGCAGAAACAGAUGGUUGUAAUCAUUUAGCCGUCAUUUUAUCACUAAAAAUCAAAUUACAAAAGCUUUCCUAGAAUGACUUUCCUCAUCUGUUUCAUGUUUUGCAUCUUUAUUUUGGGAGAAAGUUUAUUUUUCUAUCUGGUGCCUGCUUCUUUUGCCAGAUAGUUGAGGGACAGCUGUUAAUUGUUUACUGUCCAUUUGCCUGAAGAUCUGUUAGCUACACUGCCAGGAAAGCCCUCCAAGCAGCCACGUAGGUGACAGUGUUUUGAUGUUGUAGUCACUUCAUAUAUAAGGGUAAGACCACAUCAUAAUUUAUGUGAGUUGUGAAGUCCUCCAACAGCUCAUAGAGUCAAAAUGCAAAAUAUUGUAGCAUUAAUUCAGAAGGAGUCAGAGCGAGCACAGGCUUGGCAAGUAUGGCAGAAGCUGGCCCCAGUGCAAUUACUGGCAUCUUCAUGGGCUGCUUGUUUACAUUUGAAUUUUUGACCUAAACAAUCAGGUCAUUCUGGAUGGUGCCUUUGAAAUGCUCACUCAGGAAAUACAUGUGUCUUCAGCAGAGUGCUCAGGAUCCUGUCCCAGGACCAAAAUAUGGAAGGAGGCAAAGCGAGUCUGGGGGAUAAAUGAACCAGUGAACUCAUUUCAACUUGGCUGCCUGCCACAUCCUGCUCUCUCAGGGAAACACCAGCAGAGGGAAUGAGUAGCUGUCUUUCCAUUCAGAUCUGAAAGCUAUCUGACUGCUGUUAACAUUGGAGCAGAAGUGGCCAUGGUAUUUCAUGGACUCCCCGGAGGAAAGAUCCAAAGCCUGUGUAAUCUGAACAUCCCUCACUUUAACUUCUCACUGAGAUGGAAGGCUCUGUGUAAUCCCUGCUAUUUAUUGCUUUCCAGAUUCCACUCUGUAAGCAUCAAUAGUUUAUAUUUCAUCCAGUAUUGCCAGCAAACUGUAAGCUGAGUUAACAAAUGUCAUGCGAGAUGUUUUUCAGCUUCUGACACAGCUCACCACACGCAAAUGAGUAAAUGAGGCCAAAAUGUUCUAGUCAGCUUCUCUUCAGCACAGAGAUAAGCUCCUCUCUCACAGGUCAAAAUCAGCCUUAUCACACACUCCACACAUUGCUGAGUUGUGCAGUGGAGAAGGGAUGAAGUGAAGCAGGUGCCCAGCUGUGGGAAGGUGUCACACCUUUGACUCAGCUCUCCAGGGUUUGAACAUGAGUACCCAGCCACAUUCUGUGACCAAGGCAGAGAUCCCUAGCCAUGUUCUUUACACCGUAGGAACGUGUGUGCUCAUUAUUGGCUCCAUCGGCAUCAUCGGAAACCUCCUAGUCCUCUACGCAUUUUACAGCAACAAGAAGCUGAGGACUUCCCAAAACUACUUUAUAAUGAAUUUAGCUGUGAGUGACUUCCUGAUGUCGGCUUCUCAGGCACCCAUAUGCUUUGUCAACAGCUUGCACAGAGAAUGGAUACUUGGAGACAUAGGCUGUAACUUGUAUGCUUUCUGCGGGGCUCUCUUUGGGAUAACCUCGAUGAUGACUCUGUUGGCCAUCUCUGUUGACCGCUACCUGGUGAUCACAAAGCCCCUGCAGUCCAUCCAGUGGACGUCCAAGAGACGCACCUUGCAGAUCAUCGCCGCGGUGUGGCUCUACUCGCUGGGAUGGAGCGUGGCUCCGCUCCUUGGCUGGAGUUCCUAUGUGCCUGAGGGCUUGAUGAUAUCCUGCACAUGGGACUAUGUAACCUACUCCCCUGCAAACAGAAGCUACACCAUGAUUUUAUGCUGCUGCGUGUUUUUUAUCCCCCUGGCAAUAAUAUUCCACUGCUAUUUAUCAAUGUUCCUGGCCAUAAGGCGUACUGGCAGAGAUGUUCAAAAGCUGGGGUCCUGCAGCCGGAAAUCCUACAUCUCUCAGUCCGUAAAGAAUGAGUGGAAGCUGGCAAAAAUUGCUUUUGUGGUCAUCAUUGUGUUUGUCUUGUCCUGGUCUCCAUAUGCUUGUGUCACCUUGAUUGCCUGGGCAGGUCGAGGCAACAGCCUAACACCAUAUUCCAAAUCUGUGCCAGCAGUUAUUGCCAAAGCUUCUGCAAUCUACAACCCCAUCAUAUAUGCAAUAAUUCACCCAAGAUACAGAAAAACCAUCCACAAAGCUGUUCCCUGCUUGAGGUUCCUGAUACGAAUAUCGAAGAAUGACCUCCUGAGGGGAUCCAUAAAUGAGUCAUCGUUCAGGACCUCUCUCUACAGCCACCACUCUCUUGCUGGCAGGACCAAGAGCACUUGUGUUUCCUCCGUUUCUACUGGAGAAGCUACCUGGAGCAAUGUGGAGCUCGACCCUGUGGAGCCAGCUCAAGAGAAACUGCAGCCUCGCCGAAGUCAUUCUUUCUCCAUGAGUCUGAAACAAGAGAAGAGAGACCUGCUCCCAAAGACCUGCAGCUACGAUGCAGUCAGUGCCCAAAAGGUUUCACUCUCCUCCAGCUGUUUGGAAAAGGUGCUUGGGCAGCCUGUCCUACCCAGUCCCUCUGCAGCACUCACGACCAGUUCCCUGAGAGCAACUUCUCUGCCUGUCAGAUUGAAUAGCAGCAGUGUCACCAGUGGAGACUCAAGUACCUCCCAUAUGGCAGCUCAGGGAAGUCAAGCGAAUGGAGUUGUGGAUUCUCUCAUUAGCAAUGCAGUCCCUCGCAUCAUCAUCAUUCCUACCUCAGAGACCAAUCUGUUUCGGGAAGAACUGGAAGAGGAAGAGACUGAAUUAUUCCAAUUUCACGACAAAAAGGGAAAUCUGCUGGAUUUGGAGGGGCUUAGUUCAUCCAUGGAGUUCCUUGAAGCUGUUGAGAAAUUUCUAUCAUAACUUUGUCAAAAGAAAAUUUUCUGGUAAUUAUUUUCUUGGCAUCUUCUCCACUUAAUUAUACCAAAUAACUGAAGCCUUGUAGGUUAGAUCAUCAGAUUUUUUUUGUAUGUUUAUAUAGUAGUCACUAGGCAGCCUUCAGAUUUAUCUUUGUCCAAACCAGCUCAGGCAUGGAAACAGGCUUUCUUUCAGAUUGUGCUGCAGGAAAUGAGCAGUGGAAAAUCUGGCAGUACGAUCAAGUGGCAUUGGUCAAGGAGGCCGCCUGAUCUGUUGCCACUGAUGGGGGUGCCAGCAGAAGGAGAAACGACUGACUGAGAGCAGGGUCAGCUGCUGAAUGCUUCUGCUAUCUGCACAUGGAACAGCAUUCCUGUUUUGGCAGCUCUGCUCUGGACAGUGAUGGGAAGCACCGCAAGACCACAGCUUCCAGCAGCCCCAGCAGUAAGGCAGAUGGCUACGUGACCUCAACUAGAGUUUAAUCAAAUAAUUCUCAGCAUUGUUUUUGCUGUGUUUUAUUUUUAAAUAGGCAGAGUGCUGAACAUAAGGAAAGAAACUGGUGGUUUUUCACUGGGAAGUGACUGGUUCCCAGCUUCCAAUCCUCUGAAGUUUAGUGAUAGAAAUCUGGAUUUUACCUCAGCAUUAGCAUGGUCACCUAAAUGUCAAAAUGCAAGGUGCUAUGUGCUAAAACAUACAGUACUGUAGAAGCAUUCAGAGUACCUUCAGAUUCACAGUCCUGAUUAAAUAUUAAUGAGUCUGUGAUUGAAAGGGUGAAUGCUCACAGCUGGCUUGAGAAGUCAUUGACAAAAAUAAAGCCUUGGCUGCUGUAUAUCACUUGUCUGUUCAGAGGAGGUUCUUCUCAUCUCCUCUAAAACAAACCAGCAGAUGUCUUUUACAGGUCACUUACCAGAGGCCUUCAAAUUGGGUAAAACAUCAUCUUGGGGUGAGAACCACACGGUACUGUGGUGGUUGCUACAGGAUCUGCACUUAGAUCAUUAUCUGUGGUUACUAAUUGUGCUCAUUUUAUCUGUGCUUCACAUUAUGGCUCAGGCUCACAGGACUCUCCUAGCAUUUUAUUCGUAACUGCACUCUUCCUUUUUUUACUCAUUUUCCCAUUUUUCCAGGUCUUCCCUUUCAGUCUCUGAGUUUCAAAGAUAGACAACAAGCUGAACUACAUUGUUCUUCACAUAAUAUCAAUAUAUAUUAGUAGAAAUCAGGUGCUCCUCUGGAUAUAAUUGUGGAAAUAUUUGGUCCAGGGAGACUAAUAGCAUUCAGACAUUCAACAAGAGAGUGAAAGUUUAUGUUCAUAGUCUCAGUUUAUUUCCUUGGCUGUAUCCUAGAUUGUGCAGAGAACAGUGAGAGAAUUUCCAGGUUUUGUGUAUUGCACUGCCUGAUCUCGGGAAGUAAUUUCUCUUUGCCCAUUUUCCUGAUGCAAAAACCAGAUGGGAAGCAUAGAAGUGCUUUUAAUUACUUUUUUUCAUUACAAAAAAAGGCAACACAAAUCUUGUUUUCAACAAGCUAGACAGGAACACCACUAAAGAACCAAUUAAAACCCAGAGCAGCACAAGAGAAUGAAGAAUGCCUCCAAACUUGCACACCUGAGGCUCUGCAAGGUGCUAGACCUUUGCAGGGACUGAGACACUUGCUUUUGAUAUAGACUGUGCAAUUUUUAGAAAAAGAGAAAAAAGGGCACUGGUGUGUUACAGAGUCAGUUGCUGUGGCAGGCUGCCUAAAGCAGUGCUGACACUCUUAACGCUGCCAUUCUUUGAGGUGCUCUGCUGGCUAGAGACCCUCAUACCUCCUUACUGUGGAAAGCAGGGAAGAAAUAGGGGGUGGAGCCCCAUCAUGCAAAUGACUGCCUGUGUGUAGCCCUGGUGUGCGGUGCUGGGGACCAAGGCUCAGCUGGGGCAGCACCAGGCUGUGGUUCCUGCAGCCAGGCUGCCGAAGCCCGUGCCCGCUGCGUGCCGAGUUUUCUGACGGGCACAGGAAUCAUGCCAAGGUCAUCUACAAUGAGCUCAGCAAUUCCAAGGGCAGUUCCUCCAUUUGAGGACUGGCACAGUGAGCAGACAGUGCAGGACAGCUGCCGGGGACUGGGACAGGGACGUGCUCACUUGCAGUUCCACAGUGUCAGGUUUUCAUCCACUGCAUAGUUUUGGCCGCAAUGAGUAAUCAAAUGUUAAUUAUGUAUUAUGUUCAUGGGAAAUGGAGCAGGCUUAGUCCUAGGCUAAACAUACUGUCCUGCCAUCUUGGAUUCUUGUCCUUUUUUUUUGCUGAACCUGCCCUCUCUGAUUUUUUUUUUUCCUGCACCAACUGUGCAGUCAGUGACCCUACUAUUUCUUGCAUUUAAUAUCCUCAGCUACUGUAUCUUUUUUCUUCUUGAGCCAGAUGUUAGGAAGCAAGUGUUCUUUCAAGGCUUCCAAGCCUUAGACCUGACUUGUACUGUUGUAAUUACUCCAAAUAAUAAUAGAAAAUGCAUAUAGUGUUCCAUGUUAAAAAACAUGUUCUGGAGUAGCUUUUGCACUCAGAUUAUGACAGACUUAUACUGGGAAGACCGUAGGCAGGGUAUUGCCAUAGGUUUUGGCAGGAUGAAGAAUGGAAGACCUGAAGUCAUAGCCAACAAAUUCCUCCAUAUCUGAAGUUUUGCAUUCUACCUGUUAGCCUACAAGAUGGCUCUCCAGUCAUCUCUUGUAUGUGUUUGGUUCUAUUACUGUGGUGGUGCUGUGAGUGUGUCUCAGAAAAUUAGCAGGCUUGAGGUAUGUGCAAACAGUGUUUCACUUUUAUGCCGUUAGUGUCAUAGAUUGUUGGUACCAUUGCUUCAGAAGCUGCUAGAAAGAUUACUGCUUGUCUAAACAGAUGCAGGCUAAAAUACUAAAUGUAUUUUAGUACAUAUGGUAUAAUGGUAGAGAGAUAAAACCUAAAGUUGCAUGAAAUAUCAGAUAGACUUACUGCAGUCACUGUGAGACUUGUGCAGAAACAUCAGUCACAGAGUAAAUUAGUCUCAAAUUGAAUUAUACAAUGCAGGAGAAUUUUGCAAGCGUCUCUGUUGCCACAUUAGAAUAGAUGGCACAUAAAAAUGUACACUAAUUAAUGUUGCUUCCCGUUUCACAAAGGAAUGUAUUUCUUCACUUAAAUGGAAUAAAAAUUUCUUAGGAGUUAAACUGAA